This is a messenger RNA of Eriocheir sinensis (Chinese mitten crab), 6582 nucleotides long. Its product is annotated as splicing regulatory glutamine/lysine-rich protein 1-like. Bases 3894 to 4817 code for a protein of 307 amino acids. Lineage: Eukaryota; Metazoa; Arthropoda; Malacostraca; Decapoda; Varunidae. The record is from RefSeq and is a predicted model, not a curated record. The transcript has 2 exons.
CAAAGAGAGACAUUGUCAGGCACAUGAAGAGCCACUUCUGAAGUGUGUCUGCCUACAGUAGUUAUAUUGACCAGGUUGUUAGCAGCAGCUGAGGGAAAGGCAAGUGAAGGAGAGGUGAAAGUAAUCAUGUCAGAUAAAGAAGAAAGGUUUGCCUGUCAGUGUUGACAUAGAAAAAAUUAACAAACCUAAAGACUCUUGGCUUUCUCAAGUCAUGCAGGACCAUUUCAUGUCCAAAUUGUCUGCCUAUCCAUGUACCAAAGCUGUCCAUGUGUUUUGUGAUGGGUCUGUUAAUGGCAGCAAGACUGGCUAUGUAUUAUUUAUGAAGAGUAUACCUCCCCCUCUGAAUACACUGACCCUGAGGUUUCCAAGAGGCUUCCUGAACAUUUGUCUUCCACAAGGAUAGAACUCUCUCAACGCCAUUCUUGAGGCCCUCUGUAUUACUGUGGCCCUAGGGAAAACUGUGUAGCCUACCUGUUUGUUGACAGCCAGUGUGCCUUGUAGGCACUCCUGUCUUCCUCUCCCUCUAACUGUGACAUAGUCAGUAUGUGCCUCAGUGCCCUUAGCCUGCUGGAGCACAGUGGUGCUAAUGCACACUUCAUCUGGGUGCCCUCACAUGUUGGGCUGCCCCAUAAUGAUAAAGCAGACCUAUAUACUCGUCUUGCCUCAUGACCUUACUGUACAGCCAGGUGUUGAGCACACUUAUGUUAAGAGUAGACUUAUAUCUCUUGUUAGUGAGUCUGUCACCUCUCAGCUUGCCUUGUGCUGUCAGGAUGGCAGUGCCUCCAGCAUUCACUAUGCCCAGGUAUGGAGUCUCUGUACCCACACUUAUGGCAGGCACAGUGCAUCCUAUGGUCUUGUGGUGAUGUGUCUGAGGCUGGGCUAUAGGUGUUACUGGGAGGUCAGUGGGGCUGCCCCUGCACCUUGCAGUUUGUGUGCCAAGCCAGGGGGUCACACGCUCCAUCAUUAUGUCCCUCUAAUAGCUGUAUCUGCUCACAGGGCCACUGGGACCUGCCUGAGCUGGUUCAUUAACAAUAAUGUUCUUUCGUGUAUUGUAAAGAGAGCAUCCUACAUUUGCCCCUAGAUUGUAGUUCUUCUGGGUGCAGUCCCUUGUGUCUGCCCCCUUGAUCUCGCCAUGGCUACUAUUUAUUCUAACGCAGCACUUGUUCCCUACCAUUAUACCUGUUUAGGUCCAUGGUGCUGCCAACGCAUGUGUCAAGAGUUGUACAAUCACACUGUGUACUUCCUGGGGGCCUUCUCCUUUGUUGUGUACCUUUGCAACAAUAAACCAACAAUCAGUCCGUCCAUCUCCAUCCUAAAUUGACCUUUUGACCACGCAUUUCUGCUUUCUUUGUAGGAGCAGUGUUUGGCAGACUUGUGUCUACAUAUUCAUUUAGCUCUUGUAGAAUCUUUUAUGGGCCUUGAGCCGCUUUCUGUACUGUAAAAAGAAAAAGAAAAGAAAAAUACAACAGUGGAAGCAAACAAAAGGGCAGAAAAGAGAAAUGCGAGAAGAGAUCAAAGUAGCUAGGCUGAAGUGAAGUAAAUAAAGGAAAAGAAUGUCUAGGCCAGUGUAGGGCAAAGUGUACAAGUGUGAAGAAGAACCAAGGAGGACCUGAAAAGUGACAGACCAAAGGGAGAUGAAGGAACAGUCAAAAGGAGAAGGAACAGUCAAAAGGAGAAGGAACAGUCAAAAGGAGAAGGAACAGUCAAAAUGAGAAGGAACAGUCAAAAGGAGAAGGAACAGUCAAAAGGAGAAGGAACAGUCAAGAGGAGAGGGAACAGUCCAAAGGAGAAGGAACAGUCAAAAGGAGAAGGAACAGUCAAAAGGAGAAGGAACAGUCAAGAGGAGAGGGAACAGUCAAAAGGAGAAGGAAUAGUCAAAAGGAGAAGGAACAGUCAAAAGGAGAGGGAACAGUGAAAAGAAGAAGGAACAGUCAAAAGGAGAAGGAACAGUCAAAAGAAGAAGAAAGUAAAAAAGAGAAGGAACAGUCAAAAGGAGAAGGAACAGUCAAAAGAAGAAGGAACAAUCAAAAGGAGAAGGAACAGUCAAAAGGAGAAGGAACAGUCAAAAGGAGAGGGAACAGUCAAAAGGAGAAGGAACAGUCAAAAGGAGAAGAAACAUUCAAAAGGAGAGGGAACAGUCAAAAGGAGAAGGGACAGUCAAAAGGAGAAGGAACAGUCAAAAGGAGAGGGAACAGUCAAAAGAAGAAGGAACAGUCAAAAGGUGAAGGAACAGUCAAAAGAAGAAGGAAGUAAAAAAGAGAACGAACAGUCAAAAGGAGAAGGAACAGUCAAAAGAAGAAGGAAGUCAAAAAGAGAAGGAACAGUCAAAAGGAGAAGGAACAAUCAAAAGAAGAAGGAACUGUCAAAAAGAGAACGAACCGUCAAAAUGAGAAGGAACAGUCAAAAGGAGAAGGAACAGUCAAAAGAAGAAGGAACCGUCAAAAAGAGAAGGAACAGUCAAAAGGAGAAGGAACAGUCAAAAGGAGAAGGAACCGUCAAAGGAGAAGGAAUCUUCAAAAAGGGAAGGAACAGUCAAAAGGAGAAGGAACAGUCAAAAGGAGAGGAAACAGUCAAAAGGAGAAGGAACAGUCAAAAGGAGAAGGAACAGUCAAAAGGAGAAGGAACAGUCAAAAGGAGAAGGAACAGUCAAAAAGAGAAGGAAUCUUCAAAAGGAGAGGGAACAGUCAAAAGGAGAAGGAAUAGUGAAAAGAAGAAGGAACAGUCAAAAAGAGAAGGAACCGUCAAAAGGGGAAGGAACAAGUAAAGAGAAGAAGGAACAGUCAAAAGGAGAAGGAACAAGUGAAGAGAAGAAGGAACAGUCAAAAGGAGAAGGAACAGUCAAAAGGAGAAGGAACCAUCAAAAGCAGAAAACAGUCAAAAGGAGAAGGAACGUCAAAAGGAGAAGGAACAGUCAAAAGGAGAAGGAACAGUCAAAAGAAGAAGGAACAGUCAAAAGGAGAAGGAACAGUCAAAAGAAGAAGGAAGUCAAAAAGAGAAGGAACAGUCAAAAGGAGAAGGAACAGUGAAAAGGAGAAGAAACCGUCAAAAGGAGAAGGAACCGUCAAAAGCAGAAGAAACAGUCAAAAGGAGAGGGAACAGUGAAAAGGAGAAGAAACAGUCAAAAGGAGAAGGAACAGUCAAAAGGAGAACAGUCAAAAGGAGAAGGAACAGUCAAAAGGAGAAGGAACAGUCAAAAGGAGAAGGAACAGUCAAGAGGAGAGGGAAGAGUCAAAAGGAGAAGGAACAGUCAAAAGGAGAAGGAACAGUCAAAAGGAAAAGGAACAGUCAUAAGGAGAGGGAACAGUCAAAAGGAGAAGGAACAGUCAAAAGGAGAAGGAACAGUCAAAAGGAGAAGGAACUGUCAAGAGCAGAAGGAGCAGUCAAAAGGAGAAAGAACCGUCAAAAGGAGAAGGGACCAUCAAAAGGAGAAGGAACAGUCAAAAGGAGAAGGAACAGUCAAAAGGAGAAGGAACAACUCAAGAGAAGAAGCAACAGUCAGAAGAAGAAGGAACAGUCAAAGAUAGAAAUAACAGUCAAAAGGAGGAGGAUCACUCAAAAAGAGAAGGAACAGUCAAAAAGAGAAGGAACAGUCAAAAGGAGAAAAAACAGUCAAAAGGAGAAGGAACAGUCAAAAGGAGAAGGAACAGUCAAAAAGAGAAGGAACAGUCAAAAGGAGAAAGAACAGUCAAAAGGAGAAGGAACAGUCAAAAGGAGAAGGAACAGUCAAAAGAAGGAACAGUCAAAAGGAGAAGGAACAGUCAAAAGGAGAAGGAACAGUCAAAAGGAGUAGGAACAGAGAAGGAACAGUCAAAAGGAGAAGGAACAGUCAAAAAGAGAAGAAACAGUCAAAAGGAGAGGGAACAGUCAAAAGAGAAGGAACAGUCAAAAAGAGAAUGAACAGUCAAAAGGAGAAGGAACAGUCAAAAAGAGAAGGAACAGUCAAAAGAAGAAGGAAGUCAAAAAGAGAAGGAACAGUGAAAAGGAGAAGGAACAGUCAAAAGGAGAAGGAACAGUCAAAAGAAGGAACAGUCAAAAGGAGAAAGAACAGUCAAAAGGAGAAGGAACAGUCAAAAGGAGAAGGAACAGUCAAAAAGAGAAGGAACAGUCAAAAGGAAAAGGAACAGUCAAAAGGAGAAGGAACCGUCAGAAGGAGAGGGAACAGUCAAAAGGAGAAGGAACUGUCAAAAGGAGAAGGAACCGUCAAAAGGAGAGGGAACAGUCAAAAGGAGAAAGAACAGUCAAAGGGAGAAGGAACAGUCAAAAGGAGAAGGAACAGUCAAAAGGAGAGGGAACAGUCAAAAGGAGAAGGAACAGUCAAAAGGAGAAGGAACAGUCAAAAGGAGAGGGAAAAGUCAAAAGGAGAAGGAACAGUCAAAAGGAGAAGAAACAUUCAAAAGGAGAGGGAACAGUCAAAAGGAGAAGGGACAGUCAAAAGGAGAAGGAACAGUCAAAAGGAGAGGGAACAGUCAAAAGAAGAAGGAACAGUCAAAAGGAGAAGGAACAGUCAAAAGAAGAAGGAAGUCAAAAAGAGAAGGGACAGUCAAAAGGAGAAGGAACAGUCAAAAGGAGAAGGAACAGUCAAAAGAAGAAGGAAGUCAAAAAGAGAAGGAACAGUCAAAAGGAGAAGGAACAAUCAAAAGAAGAAGGAACUGUCAAAAAGAGAACGAACUGUCAAAACGAGAAGGAGAAGGAACAGUCAAAAGAAGAAGGAACCGUCAAAAAGAGAAGGAACAGUCAAAAGGAGAAGGAACAGUCAAAAGGAGAAGGAACCUUCAAAAAGAGAAGGAACAGUCAAAAGGAGAAGGAACAGUCAAUAGGAGAAGGAACAGUCAAAAGGAGAGGAAACAGUCAAAAGGAGAAGGAACAGUCAAAAGGAGAAGGAACAGUCAAAAGGAGAAGGAACAGUCAAAAGGAGAAGGAACAGUCAAAAAGAGAAGGAACCAUCAAAAGGGGAAGGAACAAGUGAAGAGAAGAAGGAACAGUCAAAAGGAGAAGGAACAGUCAAAAGGAGAAGGAACAAGUGAAGAGAAGAAGGAACAGUCAAAAGUAGAAGGAACAGUCAAAAGGAGAAGGAACAGUCAAAAAGAGAAGGAACCAUCAAAAGCAGAAGGAACAGUCAAAAGGAGAAGGAACGUCAAAAGGAGAAGGAACAGUCAAAAGAAGAAGGAACAGUCAAAAGGAGAAGGAACAGUCAAAAGAAGAAGGAAGCCAAAAAGAGAAGGAACAGUCAAAAGGAGAAGGAACAGUGAAAAGGAGAAGAAACCGUCAAAAGGAGAAGGAACCGUCAAAAGCAGAAGGAACAGUCAAAAGGAGAGGGAACAGUCAAAAGGAGAAGAAACAGUCAAAAGGAGAAGGAACAGUCAAAAGGAGAAAGAACAGUCAAAAGGAGAAGGAACAGUCAAAGGGAGAAGGAACAGUCAAAAGGAGAAAGAACAGUCAAAAGGAGAGGGAAGAGUCAAAAGGAGAAGGAACAGUCAAAAGGAGAAGGAACAGGCAAAAGGAAAAGGAACAGUCAUAAGGAGAGGGAACAGUCAAAAGGAGAAGGAACAGUCAAAAGGCGAAGGAACAGUCAAAAGGAGAAGGAACCGUCAAAAGCAGAAGGAACAGUCAAAAGGAGAAGGAACCGUCAAAAGGAGAAGGGACCAUCAAAAGGAGAAGGAACAGUCAAAAGGAGAAAGAACAGUCAAAAGGAGAAGGAACAACUCAAGAGAAGAAGCAACAGUCAGAAGAAGAAGGAAUAGUCAAAGAGAGAAAUAACAGUCAAAAGGAGAAGGAUCACUCAAAAGGAGAAGGAACAGUCAAAAAGAGAAGGAACAGUCAAAAGGAGAAAGAACAGUCAAAAGGAGAAGGAACAGUCAAAAAGAGAAGGAACAGUCAAAAGGAGAAAGAACAGUCAAAAGGAGAAGGAACAGUCAAAAGGAGAAGGAACAGUCAAAAGGAGAAGGAACAGUAAAAAGGAGAAGGAACAGUCAAAAGGAGAAGGAACAGUCAAAAGGAGUAGGAACAGAGAAGGAACAGUCAAAAGGAGAAGGAACAGUCAAAAGGAGUAGGAACAGAGAAGGAACAGUCAAAAGGAGAAGGAACAGUCAAAAAGAGAAGAAACAGUCAAAAGGAGAGGGAACAGUUAAAAGAGAAGGAACAGUCAAAAAGAGAAGAAACAGUCAAAAGGAGAAGGAACAGUCAAAAAGAGAAGGAACAGUCAAAAGAAGAAGGAAGUCAAAAAGAGAAGGAACAGUCAAAAAGAGAAGGAACAGUCAAAAGGAGAAGGAACAGUCAAAAGAAGGAACUGUCAAAAGGAGAAGGAACAGUCAAAAGGAGAAGGAACAGUCAAAAGGAGAAGGAACAGUCAAAAAGAGAAGGAACAGUCAAAAGGAGAAGGAACAGUUAAAAGGAGAAGGAACCGUCAGAAGGAGAGGGAAGUCAAAAGGAGAAGGAACAGUCAAAAGGAGAAGGAACCGUCAAAAGGAGAGGGAACAGUCAAAAGGAGAAAGAACAGUCAAAGGGAGAAGGAACAGUCAAAAGGAGAAGGAACAGUCAAAAGGAGAGGGAACAGUCAAAAGAAGGAAAAGUCAAAAGGAGAAG